CAAGGAGUUACAUAAUAUCUGCUCUUCUUGUUACUUCCAAAAUGUCUACUAUAACCAGAACUUUGAGAGCUUACAGGCUCAUCCAUCUCCGUCAUAUUCCACGUACAUAUUUACCUUUAAGCUUUGUGCUGGUCCCCCGUAAAAUGAGCGUAUAUCCAAGUAAUAAUAUUUCGUUGUGUUCACGCAUUUCAAGAUGGCCGCUUCAAGUUCUUCCUUCUUUUCAAAUAAUUCGCUUGUUCGCCACAGGGACAAACAACGUCCCAGAGCCCGACGAUAUAGACAUAGUUUGUAGGUCAGCCUUUUUUGGAUGUGUUAGUCAAAAAAUGCGUGAAGACGUUCUUGAAGAAUAUUUUUCUUCGUAUGGCGCUGUUGACAAUCUGUACCUCAUAAGAAAUUUCCGUGGACAGUCGAAAGGAUAUGGUGUGGUCGUCUUUCGUAACGCCGAAACUGUGGAUGCCGUCUUGGAUGGGACUCACAAGCUAGAUGAAUCUUUAUUUAAGAUGGAAAGAUCGCGAAAAUACCGGGUAGUCAUGGUCGAAGGUCUACCUCAAAGUUAUUCUGAAGAAGAAGUUCGACAGUUAUUUUCCCAGUUUGGAGAAGUUGGUAAAAUUGAACUACAUAAAGCACUUGACCGUACAAGAAGUUUUUCUCUUGUGUCAUUUGCAAAGCAAACAGAGGCUCUGGAAGCGGUACGAAAUGCUACUAAUUUAGGUGGCCAGACCUUCACCGUCAGAUUAACAUUAUUGAACUCUAUGAAGGAUUAUACAAAGCUACCUUCAAAAAGGGUUAUUGUAUAUAAUCUGCCAUAUACAACCACAGUAGAUGAACUUUACAAACACUUCAAAUUUCCAUGUCCAACUCUGAGAGAGAUUCACCUCAGGCUCGAUUAUGAGAACAAAACAUGUCUUGCAUUUCUGCAAUUUGAUGAUGCAGAAGAGUCAGAAAAACUCAUCAAAGAAGGAACUACACCAUUCGGGGGCCAACGGAUCUCCUUCAAAAAGAUUGAUGACUCACAGCGUCUUAAUUCGACUGAUUCUGCUCUAUUCUUAGAAAAUAUCCCACUUGAAUUAUCUCGUGAUCAAGUGUAUCACCACUUCAAAAAUUUUGGACGAAUGGAAAAGUGUCACAUUAAACAAAACAAAGGAUUUGGUUGGGUGAGAUAUUUCAUUGGUCCUGAUGCCAUGGCAGCAAGCCAGGAAAGGGGACAUACUAUCAAUGGUCAUACCAUUUAUGCUCGCCGAGUGGCUUUGAAAGUUCCAGAAAAGGGACUGUAAACUUUUCUUAGACAUAAUUAUCAAAAUUUUUGCACUCCAGUAUUUAAAACCGAUAUAACUGUAUUUACUGGGAUGAUUAG
Molecule: messenger RNA, 1354 nt
Organism: Porites evermanni
Lineage: Eukaryota; Metazoa; Cnidaria; Anthozoa; Scleractinia; Poritidae
Source: the annotation of a GenBank genome assembly